CGGCCGCCCGGUGCCUUCCCGCGGGGCGCGGCAUGGCGGGGCCCGUGGACUGUCACUGCCACCUGGCCGCGGCCUGCUUCCAGCCGGACGUGGCGGCCGUGGUGCGGGCGGCGGAGCAGGCGGCCGUGUCGGCGCUGGUGGUGGUGUCGGAGCAGGCGGGCGAGUUCCGGAGCGUCGUGGAGCUGUCCGAGAGAUUCCCAGGGUUUGUCUUGCCAUGCCUGGGAGUUCACCCCGUUCAAGAGAUUUCUCCAGAGGAGCAGCGCAGUGUUACUUUGAAGGUAAAUUUGAAGGAUCUGGAUGCUGCGCUGCCUCUUAUAGAACGUUACAAAGACAAAUUGGUGGGGAUUGGAGAAGUUGGACUAGAUUUCACUCCCAGAUUUGCCAGCACCGAUGAACAGAAGGAAGGACAAAGACAGGUUUUGAUCAAGCAGGUUGAGCUGGCAAGAAAACUGGAUUUGCCAUUAAAUGUUCAUUCCCGCUCAGCUGGAAGACCAACCAUCAAUCUCUUGAAGGAACAAGGUGCUACCAAGGUGUUGCUCCAUGCCUUCGAUGGGAAGCCAUCUGUAGCCAUGGAAGGGGUGAGAGCUGGAUACUACUUCUCCAUUCCUCCUUCCAUUGUAAGGAGUGAACAGAAGCAGAAGCUUGUGAAACAGCUGCCACUGGAAAAUAUGUGCUUGGAAACUGAUUCUCCUGCUCUGGGGCCUGAAAAACAGGUGAGAAAUGAACCCAAAAAUAUUUACAUUGCUGCUGAAUACAUUGCCAAAAUUAAAGGAAUUCCAGUUGGAGAAGUUAUAGAAGUGACUACACAGAAUGCACUAAAAGUAUUCCCUAAACUUCAGCACUUUAUUAGGAUAUAGAUUCAGAAACUGAGAUAUAUGAUGUUGCAGAAAGUAUUACUUCUGGUGUAAUUAAUAAAACCAAUUAUUGUA
Molecule: messenger RNA, 929 nt
Organism: Zonotrichia leucophrys gambelii
Lineage: Eukaryota; Metazoa; Chordata; Aves; Passeriformes; Passerellidae
Gene: TATDN3
Product: TatD DNase domain containing 3
Exons: 10
Coding region: 33-857 (274 amino acids)
Molecular function (GO): hydrolase activity, acting on ester bonds
Source: RefSeq, a predicted model, not a curated record